Fulvia fulva is the source of this 1755-nucleotide messenger RNA. Its product is annotated as Desumoylating isopeptidase 1. The record is from RefSeq and is a predicted model, not a curated record. The transcript has a single exon. The coding region runs from base 1 to 1755 and encodes 584 amino acids. Gene Ontology annotation, molecular function: peptidase activity. NCBI's taxonomy places the organism in Eukaryota, Fungi, Ascomycota, Dothideomycetes, Mycosphaerellales, Mycosphaerellaceae. Gene Ontology annotation, biological process: protein modification by small protein removal.
AUGGAGGUGGUGCAACUCUACGUCUAUGACCUGACUCGAGGCAUGGCAAGAAUGCUCUCGCAGCAGUAUCUGGGCAUACAAAUCGAUGCUGUCUACCACACAUCCCUGGUCUUCAACAACGUGGAGUACUUCUAUGGCGCCGGCGUGCAGACUUGCUACCCAGGCAGGACACACCACGGACAACCCAUGGAGAUUAUACCAAUGGGCACCACAGAAGUACCGAUCGAGACCAUACUGGAAUUCUUAGAGAGCUUGAAGGAGAUAUACACGCCAGAAAGCUAUGAUCUGUUCGCUCACAAUUGUAACAAUUUUACGAAUGACUUCGCCACUUUUUUGGUUGGGAAGGGCAUACCGGACCAUAUCACAAGCUUGCCGAAGAAGGUGCUCGAUACACCCUUUGGUCAGAUGCUGAGACCACAGCUCGAUGCAAGCAUGCGAUCGGUUACUCAGGCCGAAGUGCCUCAACAGAGUAGGCCGGCUGCGCAGACUGCCAGGGCUGUUUCAAAAGCGCCUGUCACAAAUGGCUCUGUCUUGCACACCAACGGCGGCAAGCACGCCACGACCAAUUUAAAUGGGAAAGUGGUCAACCUCACAAGCCCGGAGGCGUUGCGAGAAAGGAUGGCGGCGGCCUCCGAUACUUGCACAACCAUCUUCUUCACAUCGGCGACAUGUGCGCCUUGUCGAAUGGCCUAUCCAAUGUUCGACAGCCUAGCUGAGGAACACCCCCAAGCACUGUUCGUCAAGGUGGACAUAAGCGCGGCGCAUGAGAUCGCUUCAAAGUACUCGAUACGAGCCACGCCAACCUUCAUGACAUUCUGCAAAGGAGCCAAGCAAGAUGAAUGGACUGGUGCCGACCCCAACCUGUUGAAAUCAAACGUGGAACGUCUCAUACAGCAGACCUUCCCACCACAUCGCCAUCUCACACUCAACGCGCCUACGCUACAGUACGGCUCCAUGAAACCAGUCACUUACGCCAAAGUCCCUCCUCUCGACAAGCUGACAAGCAAGCUCGGUCCCGCUGCAUCGGAGAAGGAAAUCGUCGCCCUCCGCACAUUCGUAGAGAAGCGCACAGAAGACCCAAGGAACGCUCCUCUCCCAGACCUCCAAACCAUAUCGAAAACAUUCCGAUCCCUAGUCUUCAAGCUCCCCCUCGAACUGCGCUUCGCCGCCGUAGACCUCCUUCGCUGCGCCAUGAUCGACGCCCGAGUGAGCGGCUUCCUCGCCGAGGAACACCAGCACCCAAAGACAGCAUCAGCCCUCAUCACCCACGUCAACAAUCUCGAAGGGUGUCCCCACAACCUGCGUCUAGUUACAAUCCACCUCGCCUGCAAUACCUUCUCCUCCUCACUCCACGCGCAGGAACUCUUCAACUCCGACGACGACUCAAUAGCACUCCUCAUCCAGCUCAUCACAUCAUCACUCCUCGACGCAACGCAUCCUACGACAAGUGUAGCAGCUGCGUCGUUGGCGUUCAAUCUGGCGACUGCAAACUACCGGGUGCGGAGGGAGGAAGGACAGGAUGCUUUGGCCGAGAGUGAGCAAGUUGAGCUUGCAGCUUCAAUUCUGGAAACUCUCACGGACGAGAAUAAUGUUGAUGCUCAGAAAGCGCUUUUGCUGGCUUUUGCAUAUCUUGUCUACUGUGCUCCGGAAGAUGGCGAGCUUUUCGACUUGUGCAGAGCGCUGGAUGCAAAGACGAAGGUCUUGGAGUGCAAGGCGCAUGGAUCUAUCGCGAAGGAGGUUGCAUCACUGCUGUAG